Molecule: messenger RNA, 2653 nt
Organism: Hippopotamus amphibius kiboko
Lineage: Eukaryota; Metazoa; Chordata; Mammalia; Artiodactyla; Hippopotamidae
Gene: ZNF239
Product: zinc finger protein 239
Exons: 5
Coding region: 1380-2600 (406 amino acids)
Biological process (GO): regulation of transcription by RNA polymerase II
Cellular component (GO): nucleus
Molecular function (GO): RNA polymerase II cis-regulatory region sequence-specific DNA binding; DNA-binding transcription activator activity, RNA polymerase II-specific
Source: RefSeq, a predicted model, not a curated record
CAGAGACCCGGAAGCCUGCCGGGCGGCCGUGGGAGGGCGCGCGUCCUGGCGGAGAUGCGAUCAUGGGCCGCACGUGUGUCCGCACGCCGCGGCCGCCGCUGCGUUCCCCCGUCCUGGACACGGUCACCUGAGAGCAGGCGGCCCCUGGCGCGGAGCCGACCGCGGCUCCGAGAGGCCCUCCUCUGGUUUGCCUGAGCUCCGGCCUUGGCCGGCCUGGGAGCUUCGCAGUUGGCCACACCGGCCUUUUCCGUGCCGGUGACUGGCCUUAUUCGAAGGAGGUGUUCGGUGGACGUUAGGGGACCGAGAGGGGCUCCUGUGAGGGACCGAAGUUUCCGUCCCCAUAGCCCUGUCCUCGUUGAAAAGAGAUUGCGUCAGAGCCCCUGCACCCCAGAAACGAUUCAGGCCUUCAGGCGUCUCAGGCAGCCGAAAUCUCUGCCGAGAGGCGACAAUCCGACCGAAGAGCUCCUACUGCUCUAACUAGAACUUUAGGGCAAAAAUCGCAAAGCCAAGGGAGACGGGCACAUCUUAGAGCUGCUGGGGGCAGUGGGAUUUUCUUACCCUCACGGAUUCCCGGGGGGUGCUUGGCCUAUUUGGUCCAAAGCCCAGUAAAGAGAGGUGAGGGAGGUGCAGCGAGGAGAGACAGGAAAGGCACCCCAGGAGAGGGUGUGUGAAGGUAGCAGGAGCUGAUUAACAUUUUUCCUGCAGUCUUGCUGGACUAGUUAGUCUGUGUCCUGCAAAGUGGACUUGAUUUUCAUGGUUAUUUCGCUUUCCCUAACUCUCCCUUUCCAGGCAUCUGUCCUUCCUGAGAGGAGGAAAUGACCAAGUUCCAGGGACUUGAAGCCUUCUCUAGUCCACCCUCAUCCCUCUUCCUCAGACACAGUGGAGACCAUGACCUUGAGAGGAGAACCUGGGAGGAAACAGCCACUUCUCCUCUGGAACCAGUAACAUUCAAAAUGGAUGUCUCUGUGGACUUCGCCAAAGAGAAGUGGGGUUGCUAGACCCUGCUCAGAGGAAGCUGCAAACAGCUGUGAUGCUGGAGAACUACAACCACUUGGUCUCAGUAGGGGACAUCUUUGCUGACUGGGCUUGGGAUGGAUCUAAUGAGAGUCCAGAUGGAGACUUGAAUGAAAAUUCUGUGGAGAAUCAAGAGAAAGGAUUUACAUUAUCUAUUACCUGAAGAGCUUUCCUGCUGACAAAUUUUGGAAAACAUGGCCAGUGCAAUAACUGGGAGUCAGGAUUAAAUUGUGAAUCUUCAAGGGGAGGUGUACAGGAACCCUGAACUGGAUCUUUCCACUUGCCAAAAGUGGGGAAAAGCAUCUUCUCGUAUUUCCAGACACAAGAGCAGUGUGGUGACUCCUCAGAGUGAUGAUUUAAAAAACAUGGAGAGUGAAGAAUAUUUAUCUUUGAAAGUCCCAAGCCAAAUGGCCGCAGAGGACUCCUCAGUGAUGUUCUGUAAGAAUGAGCCCCAGGAUCCUCAGGAAAGCAAAAGUCUGUUUGUAACUGAAGAAAGCUCUGAGAGGAAACUGACAGAGGGAAAAAGUCCUCCCAUCGACCACUGUUCAGAGAACCUUCAAAAUAAACGUGUGUCUGAUGUAAAAGAAGUGGUCUCGCCAUCAUUCAGAGGCGAGACAAUUUGCCAGAUUGGCCAGUUGAAAGAAUCCUUGGAUCCCUUUGACUGUAACCGCAAAGACAUUUGCGGUUGGAAAUCACGGGUGGUCAGUCAUAGUCAUCAGAGUGCUCAUACAGAGGAGAAGCCCUGUAGCCCUUAUAACUGUGGGAAAAUACAUACCACCAGCCCAGGUGGUCACCCAGGCGAGAAAAUCCACACUGCAGAGAAACUAUACAGAUGUAGUCAGUGCGGUAGGGACUUCAGUGAGCGCUCAGAGCUAGUCCUUCAUCAGAGGGACCACACAGAAGAAAAGCCCUACAGAUGUGAUCAGUGCGGGAAGGGCUUCACGAGAAGCUCGAGUCUCCUCAUCCACCGUGAAGUCCACGCAGAUGAGAAGCCUUAUAAGUGUGACAAGUGUGGGAAGGGCUUCACGAGGAGUUCAAGUCUGCUCAUUCAUCACUCAGUCCACACAGGCGAGAAGCCUUACAAAUGUGACAAGUGCGGGAAGGGCUUUACUCAGAGCUCCAAACUGCACAUCCACCAUCGAGUGCACACCGGCGAGAAGCCCUAUGAGUGUGGGGAGUGUGGUAUGAGCUUCAGUCAGCGCUCCAACCUGCACAUCCACCAGCGCAUCCACACGGGGGAGAGGCCCUACAAGUGUGGAGAGUGUGGGAAGGGCUUCAGUCAGAGUUCAAACCUUCACAUCCACCGGUGCUCACACACGGGGGAGAAGCCUUAUCAGUGCUACGAGUGUGGAAAGGGCUUCAGCCAGAGCUCAGACCUCCGCAUCCACCUCAGAGUCCACACUGGAGAGAAGCCCUAUCACUGUGGCAAGUGCGGGAAGGGAUUCAGCCAGAGCUCCAAACUCCUCAUUCACCAGAGAGUCCACACUGGAGAGAAGCCCUACGAGUGCAGCAAGUGUGGGAAGGGCUUCAGCCAGAGCUCCAACCUCCACAUCCACCAGCGAGUCCACAGGAAAGAUCCCCAUUAAAUGAGGUCUUCAAUCACAUGCUCAUACUCUUGAGACUUAAAUAUUUUUAACAU